This is a messenger RNA of Haplochromis burtoni (Burton's mouthbrooder), 3439 nucleotides long. RefSeq names its product Cdk5 and Abl enzyme substrate 1 (gene cables1). The record is from RefSeq and is a predicted model, not a curated record. The coding region runs from base 175 to 1806 and encodes 543 amino acids. Gene Ontology annotation, cellular component: cytosol. Lineage: Eukaryota; Metazoa; Chordata; Actinopteri; Cichliformes; Cichlidae. Gene Ontology annotation, biological process: regulation of cell cycle; nervous system development. The transcript is spliced from 10 exons.
UGCUGCCACAAUACUGCGCACACGUGACCUCGCUGUUUUCACCCAGUUUAACGCGUGUACUUAAAAAGACGGGCACCACCGUUCGCCAACACAAGCACGACCAUCCCAUCAGCACUCAUGCCCGCGAGGUGAGACCGCUGCUGAGGGUGGGACUCGGACACCUGGAAGUGGACCAUGGCGGCUGCCACGAGCAGCAACACAUCCACGCUUCAGAUAAAGCACUCCAGUCUCGAGCAUACGCGGAAACGCAUCGACCCGAGGAGGAGGCAAGCGGCGCUGUCCUUUCUCAGCAACAUUUCUCUGGAUGGACGGCCCGUGCAGGACGAUGCGGGUAGUCAGAGCGAAGGGGAAACCCCGCUGGAAGCUCGGACUAGACAGAGCCUGGUUUCUACGGAGCCCUCGGCGUACGGAGCCGCUGCUGCUGCGGCGGCCGCGGCGGCUGCAGCGGCGGCGGCCACCACCACAGCCACCCAGGCGCUCGCUUUAGCAAACCAGGCUCUCCACGCCAGCAGCAGGGCCAGUUUUGGGACGGGUCCCACUGCUCCCCCCGUCGGUACAGACGCGGAGGGCGACGCUUUUGUGCCCUCGACGUUCAGCUCGCCUUUCUCCGCGGUCCCAGCCUCGACUAGAGGGAGGCUGCAGACGUACACUCAGGGAAUCCUACCUGCGACCUACUCCAGGCAAGUCUCCCAGAACUACUGCCCGGAGGGCGGACAGAUAGAGCAGCAGAGGUCAAGACGAAGGCUCAUCUCUCAGCGCUCGUCGCUUGAAACUCUAGAGGACAUUGAAGAAAAUGCUCCUCUGCGCAGAUGCCGAACCCUAUCAGGUUCACCCCGACCAAAGAGCUUCAAGAAGGUCCACUUCGUAAAGAACAUGAGGCAGCACGAUAUGCGCAAUGGAAGGAUAGUCCUUAUCAGUGGCAGAAGAUCCUUCUAUAGUGUAUUUUCUGUCCUGCCCUAUCGAGAUUGUAGCCAAGCGGGGGAUGCAAAGCUGGAAGGAGGGCGUCAGCGGCAUCCUUCAGGAGGCGCCAGGGAGAUGGUGAUUGGGCUGGAGGGAGUGGAGUUGGGAGCAGAUGGAAAGACUGUGUCGUACACCCAGUUCCUGUAUCCCACUUAUGUGCUGGGUGGCCGAAGAAACACAAUCGACUCCACCUCGUCCUUCUCUCAGUCUCGCAAUGCAAGCCACCGCAGCCUCAGCUUGGCCCGAGCAAACAGCAACCAGAGCAGCUUAGACACAGAAAUGGCAGGGAAUGAUUUCGGGGACUUUCGCGAGUACGACCCUAAUCUGCUGGAUGACCCACAGUGGCCUUGUGGUAAACACAAGAGAGUCCUCAUCUUCCCCUCCUACAUGACUACGGUCAUCGAAUACGUGAAACCCUCUGACCUCAAAAAGGACAUGAACGAAACCUUCAAGGAAAAAUUCCCACACAUAAAGCUGACACUCAGCAAAAUAAGGAGCUUGAAAAGGGAGAUAAGAAAACUGGCUCAGGAUGAGUGUGGCUUUGAGGAACCGACGGUGGCCAUGGCUUUCGUCUACUUUGAAAAACUCGUUCUCCAAGGCAAACUAAACAAGCAGAACCGUAAACUCUGCGCUGGAGCUUGUGUCCUGCUGGCAGCCAAGAUCGGGGGUGAUCUGAAGAAACAGGAGGUCAAACUUCUUAUAGAUAAACUGGAGGAAAGGUUCAGAGUGAACCGCAGAGAGCUGAUAGCCUUCGAGUUCCCCGUGUUGGUGGCGCUGGAGUUUAAUCUGCACCUGCCAGAGCACGAGAUCAUGCCUCACUACAGACGCCUCCUGCAGACCUCCUAGCAUUAGUGAUCCAUCAGGAGGACGACCGCCAGGUUCUCCUUCUGAUCUCCCAGCUUUCCACAUUUACCACAGUAUCCAUCCUCUGUCUUCUCUCCUCGUCUCUGUUUGAUCACUUCAAGGUACCUCUGGCUGUUGGCGAGCCAUAGCCACUGAUCACUACAGACAGCCCGCUCCUUCCCCUCGUUGGACCGACAUCAGCCAAAGGGACACGUGUUUUUAAACACUGUUUGACUUCUGCAUUCGGCAUCACUACAUGGACUGAAAGAAAAGGGUUCAACCGUCUGGAAGCAAGCUGGUUUUUCUAGUUUGCAUCUCUCACAUCGCAUCCUUCAUCAUUUUGUAUUCUUAGUCCUCAUGUUGACACGAGGCUCUUUUUAAAAAAACAACUGAAUCUGAUAGUGAUCUUUGUCAGUUAAAACAAUCCGUGAUUGUAACAAUUUGAUCCUUUCUUUAAUCUUUUUUGUAAACUUUUUAUGAUUGGUUGCCUCAUGAGCUGCAUACAAUUUAAACAGAAGCCUUUUAAGAGGCUGGUUUUGUGGCUGGACUGUUAUUCCUCAGCGUGAAUCAUGUUUUCAUUAAAAGUGCACUUUUUUUGAAGAAGACACUGGGGCAGGGUGACGGUUUUUCAGACUUUUAACAAGCUUGAGAACUAACCCUGAAGUAGCCCCUGCUGAAAAGUAUGCGGUCUUCGUAAGCACCGUACAGAAGACAUUGGAACGGACCGUUCAGUUUUUAUUUUCUCUCUCUCUUAUGGUUUAUUCACAGUUUUCCAACCACAGUCUGCAUGAAAAGUAGUGAUUCUUUGUACGCCGGUACCUGCCGAGAAGUUUUGACUUCCUGUUUUUCACUGAAGUGUUCCAUUCAUUUUUCUACCACAGUCUUUUAUCAGAGUUGAAUUUUCUGUGCUCUAUGUUAGAGUGUAUCGCUAGCACGUUUACAGUGCUUUAACAGAUGCUUGUUCUGAGGACACGCUAUUGACCAGUGAUCAGUAUCAGCAGGAUGCUCAGGUGCCGAGAGGACAUGCCAGUAACUAGAAGUGUGUUUGAGCCCUUACAGGCUGCAGAGAUGCAUCUCUUUAGCUGACCCUGACCUCUGACCUUUCUCUGAUCUCUGCAGAGGGGAAAAAUCCAGGCAAAAUCUCACGUGGGAUCUAGUCAUAGGUCAAACAUUUACGUAUACCUUGAAUCAUCAUUUGAUUUGAAAUCCACAAUGUUUUUUAUUAAAAAACAAAAAGUACUGAACAUCUCGACCGGCGCGACCACUUAAAGGUGAUUCAUUCCAUUUUUCUGGCAUGUCACUUUCACAACUUGAUCUUUUGCUUCCUACCUUGCACUUGUCUCGCACACUACCAGUGUUCCACUGAAUCAGAAGCUGAGGCGACAGAGAAAGAUGGUUUUUGAUGCUACUCAGAGCAUUAUGAGCUGAAAUGAUCACGAGACGAAACCAAACCGCUUUUGAUUGUCUUGAUUCAAAGUUGGGUAAAAAUGCUGAGCUUAUGUUUGUUUGCAAGCCCAAAGACGUUGUUGUAAGAUGCACACUAAAUGGGGGGGGGUGUGUGUGUGUGUGUGUGUGUGUGUGUGUGUGCGCGCGCGCGCGAAUAAAUUGCUUUGCUUGUUCAAUUGAAACAGAAAAA